AUGGAGAGUGACGGCUAUAGCUCAAGUCCAUCUGGCCUGGCGGGGGAACAGGGAGGUGAAGUAUGGUCCAGCAGUCCAGAGUCAUGGUACAUGCCGCACUCCUUCGGGUUCCAGGUGUCUCUGACCGCCUUCCUCAUGCUGGAGCUGGUGUUGGGUUUCAGCAGCAACCUGACCGUGCUGGUGCUUUACUGCUCUCAGUCAAAUUUAGUGGACUCGGUCAGCAACAUGGUGACUGUCAGUCUGCACGUGCUGGAUGUGGUGGUGUGCCUGCUGUGUUUACCUCUCACUCUGGUGGUGGUGCUACUGUCCCCGGGACCCAACCUGGCUUUAGUGUGCUGCUUUCACGAGGCUUGUGCCACCUUUGCCAGCGUCGCCACGGCCAUAAACAUCCUGGUCAUCAGCCUGGACAGAUACGACAUCUCCGUGCGACCGGCCAACAGGUUGCUGACGACGCGUAGGGCAGCGCUAUUCCUGGCAGCCGUGUGGUUCGCAUCAGUUGCUGUAUUUUUUAUCCCAUUCCUGGAGGAUCAAUGGUACAUCGAUGAGGGGAGAAUAAAGAGAGGGGAGGAGGCACCUACGUCUCUACCCAGCAAUGGCAUCAGUGCUACAGUGGUGCCAACAUGGCGUAACCAUACCCUGUUGUGCAUUGGUGGUAAGGGUGAUCACCUACGUGUGGGGAAGUAUUACCACCUGAUGCUACAGGUCCCCAUAUUCUUCACCACUGUCAUAGCAAUGUUGUUCACCUACUCCAGAAUCCUGAGGGCGUUAAACUUCCGGAUUGGCACUCACAUAAAGAAAACCCAACGUUUAAUAGGACCUUCUUUAACGGGCCUCCACAAGAAAGCGCCUCAAAACAAGACCAAACUCAAAAUGAUAAGCAGUGGCAAAUUAGAGGGGGAGCAAUGCAACACAGAUGCCACGAAAAUACUAAGCCACCCUCCCCUCAUUCCUUUUUCAUCGCCCACCACCACAAUAACUUCCCACCCUGCCCUUUCCUCUUCCCCACCACUCGUCACAUCCGGCGCAGGUGCCGUUACCCAAAUGCCGGCCACGAUGGGCGUCCAGGCCUCCGUGUCAGCUAUCAUCGCUCUGCGGCGUGCAGUACGGCGACACAGAGAUCGACGAGAGCGCCAACGCCGGGUAUUCAGGAUGUCCCUCCUCAUCAUCACCACUUUCCUUGGUUGCUGGGCUCCCCUGUCAGUAGUCAACAUGCUAAUCCUUGCCGUAGGCCCACUGGAACCACUGGUUAGCAUACGGCUUUGGUUCCUAGCCCUAGCAUAUGGUACCACAGUUUCCCACCCUCUGCUUUAUGCCUUCACGCGGCAGAAGCUGCGACGUGCACUUCGAGCUAAGGUUAAAAAGCGAGUGGUGUCCUUGCUUCAAGUAGACCCUUCACCAGGGGCCACUAUCAUCCACAACACAUGGGUGGAAAACCGAAAAACCAACCGGCAAGUGCGAUUGGAAGCAAGCGAAGGCUCGGACCGUUGCCUAGCAGAAGCACUGUAA
Molecule: messenger RNA, 1506 nt
Organism: Nerophis lumbriciformis (worm pipefish)
Lineage: Eukaryota; Metazoa; Chordata; Actinopteri; Syngnathiformes; Syngnathidae
Source: RefSeq, a predicted model, not a curated record